Messenger RNA from Merops nubicus (carmine bee-eater), 375 nucleotides. RefSeq names its product latexin (gene LXN). The record is from RefSeq and is a predicted model, not a curated record. The transcript has 3 exons. Lineage: Eukaryota; Metazoa; Chordata; Aves; Coraciiformes; Meropidae. The annotation marks the transcript as partial. Gene Ontology annotation, molecular function: metalloendopeptidase inhibitor activity.
GACAUCGAUGGUGUUGGGCGUAAGUACCACCUGGAAUUGGUGUUAGAGGACUUCCUUGACAAGGACAGUACUGUUAACUGCACUGCUGAGGUUCUUUAUCAUCUGGGCAACCAAAGGCGUGCUCCAGAUGUGCAGUUCACACUGGAAGGAGAGCUUAAGAGCACAGACGAAGCAGAUAACAGAUUCUACAGUCGAAUCAAGAGCCUGGAAAAAGAGCUCGUGGCAGAAAACAUACCAGACAGCCACGGGAACGUGUCCCCCGAAAUGGAGCCUGUGCGCCUGCUGGCGUGGGCCGCCUCGGGCUAUGUGGUAUGGCAGAACUCCACUGAACACACCAAGCUCCAACUUGCCCAAAUUAAAUGUGUGAAGCAAGUG